AUGGCCACCUACGAGGAAGUGAAAGAUAUACCAAAUCAACCGCAUAAGUAUUUAUUCGAUGUACGUAAUAAAUCCGAACUAGAAGAAACUGGUGUACUGCCUGCUAGCAUUAACAUUCCUCUACCCGAGCUAGAAAAGGCAUUCAACUUGCCCGAUGAAGAAUUCAAGAAAUGUUAUGGCCGUGAAAAGCCGCCGAUCGAUGCUGAAAUGAUCUUCUCCUGCAAAGCCGGUGGCAGGGCAGCCCGUGCCGCUAUUUUAGUCAAAACACUUGGAUUUGCUAACGCCAAAGCCUAUCCUGGCUCAUGGACUGAAUGGGAGCAAAAGCAAAGUAAAUAAGCUUAACUCUUGGAAGCCGAAAGUAGAUGUGAGCUCAAAAGUAAUAAAUUAUUUGUGAAAUUACUAUCAA
This is a messenger RNA of Drosophila mojavensis, 406 nucleotides long. RefSeq names its product rhodanese domain-containing protein CG4456. Bases 1 to 336 code for a protein of 111 amino acids. The transcript is spliced from 3 exons. The record is from RefSeq and is a predicted model, not a curated record. Gene Ontology annotation, cellular component: mitochondrion. Gene Ontology annotation, molecular function: thiosulfate-cyanide sulfurtransferase activity. NCBI's taxonomy places the organism in Eukaryota, Metazoa, Arthropoda, Insecta, Diptera, Drosophilidae.